Messenger RNA from Echinostoma caproni, 366 nucleotides. The record is from the annotation of a GenBank genome assembly. Lineage: Eukaryota; Metazoa; Platyhelminthes; Trematoda; Plagiorchiida; Echinostomatidae.
AUGGAUUUGUUUUCCGAUGCACACAUUGCAGCAAGUCCAUCCAAGAUCGAGGAAUGGGUCGAACGUUUCGAGCUGUGGUUCAUUCGCAAAGGUGGUACACAGAAUCAGUCAGCCCUAUUUCUUACUGCUAGCGGCUGUGGCCUGUACUCCCUGUUGAGAAACCUGGCGUUCUUUGAGGCUCCAGCCAAACUACCAUACGAGUCCCUGAAAUCGCCGCUGCUCAACCACCUGCUACCCACUGGAUUCCAAACACAUGAAAGGGCCAAAUUCAACUCCAUGAUUCGGACCGAUGAUGUUUCCUGCCGUGAACAGCAGCUGAACAAACAAGAAUUACGCUGCAACUAUGGUGAUCGCCUGGAAGAAUAA